AUGGCACGCCAUGCAGUGACGCUGCGGGCACGGAGGAUAGCCGUCGUGGGCGCAGGACCAUCUGGCCUAGCAGCUGCAAAGUACUUGCGAGCUGAAAAGGCCUUUGACAAGAUUGUGUUGUUUGAGCACCGCCGUAGCUCUGGUGGACUGUGGAAUCAUACGCCUGAUCAGACAAGCGAGGACAUCUUCACAAUCCCGCAGACUGAUCCCAAGGGCCAAAAUCAAGAUCCGCUAUGGAAAAAUGCGGCUGCAGAUGACACAGCCGCCGAUGGAAAGAUUGCAUCCUUCUUGUCACCAAUCUAUGAAGAGCUAGAGACAAACAUACCCAGAGGACUCAUGGGUUUCAAAGGUCUAGAUUGGCCUCAAAAUACUCCCCUCUUCCCCAAACACAGAACUGUCCUGGAAUACAUACAGGAUUAUGGGAGAGACGUCCAAGGUCUUAUUCAAUACGAGACUCAAGUCAUUAAUGCAGAGCCGACCAGCAACGAGCCGAACAGCACAUGGAAUGUUACCGUCAGAAACCUACGGACCAAGAAAGUGACCAAAGAAAUAUAUGAUGCCAUCAUCGUGGCGAGCGGCCGGUUUACUGUUCCCAAUGUCCCCGAUGUCCCAGGCAUUAGAGAGUGGAACAAGCAAUAUCCAGGCUCAAUCACGCACUCAAAGUACUAUAGGCGUCCAGUAGAUUUUGCCAACAAAAAAGUAGUGGUUGUUGGUAACGCAGCUUCCGGCGCCGACAUAAGCGAUCAGAUUGCCAAUCACUGUCAGACCCCAUUGAUAUGGUCUGCUCGCUCAUUCUCCCCUUUCUCUGCAAAUGCAGCCAAAGACCCACGGCGCAAGGUAUAUGGGGCCCUCAAAAGGUUCCUGCCUAGUACCCGAAGCGUAGAAAUGGAAGAUGGCACGAUAAUAGAAGACGUCGACGCCAUCCUCUUUGCUACGGGAUACUUCUACAGCCUCCCGUUCCUGGAGCACGUAAAGCCUGCGCUUAUAACAGAUGGAAGCCAUGUGGAAAACACAUACCAGCAUCUCUUCUAUGCCCCCCAACCCACCCUCUCCUUCCUCGUUCUGAAUCAACGCAUCGUACCAUUCCCAAUAGCAGAAGCCCAGUCCGCGGUCCUCGCUCGCGUAUAUUCCGGCCGCCUCGCCCUUCCCUCCCUUCAAGAUAUGCAAGCCUGGCACGUGGCGCGAAGAGCGGAAAUCGAAUCCGAUCGCAACUUCCAUCUUCUGCUCUUCCCCAAGGACGGCGAGUACAUCAACAUGCUCUCCACUUGGGCCCUGAGCGCGCCGCCACGAUCAGAUCUAGAUAACGACGGCAAGGGAAAGAUCCCGCCUCUCUGGGGCGACCGGGAGUUUUGGUGUCGUGAGCAUGUUCCCGCCAUCAGAGGCGCGUUUGGAAUGUUGGAGGAGGAGAGGAAGAAGCACAUCACUAGGAUCGAAGAGGUCGGAUUCGAUUACGAGCAACACUUGAAGAAACAAAAUGGAGAUGUGGAAACGGAUAAUGUGAUUGCAGGAUAG
Molecule: messenger RNA, 1512 nt
Organism: Plenodomus lingam JN3
Lineage: Eukaryota; Fungi; Ascomycota; Dothideomycetes; Pleosporales; Leptosphaeriaceae
Molecular function (GO): NADP binding; flavin adenine dinucleotide binding; N,N-dimethylaniline monooxygenase activity
Source: RefSeq, a predicted model, not a curated record